Messenger RNA from Microplitis demolitor, 683 nucleotides. Its product is annotated as histone H3. Gene Ontology annotation, cellular component: nucleosome. The record is from RefSeq and is a predicted model, not a curated record. Gene Ontology annotation, molecular function: DNA binding; protein heterodimerization activity; structural constituent of chromatin. The transcript has a single exon. NCBI's taxonomy places the organism in Eukaryota, Metazoa, Arthropoda, Insecta, Hymenoptera, Braconidae. Bases 1 to 411 code for a protein of 136 amino acids.
AUGGCUCGUACUAAGCAAACUGCUCGUAAGUCAACUGGUGGAAAGGCUCCACGUAAACAACUGGCUACUAAGGCCGCCCGUAAGAGCGCGCCAGCCACUGGUGGAGUCAAGAAGCCACAUCGUUACCGUCCCGGAACAGUCGCUCUUCGUGAGAUUCGUCGUUACCAAAAAAGCACUGAACUCCUCAUCCGUAAAUUACCAUUCCAACGUCUGGUUCGUGAAAUCGCUCAGGACUUUAAGACUGACCUGAGAUUCCAAAGCUCUGCUGUGAUGGCUCUCCAGGAAGCCAGCGAAGCCUACCUCGUUGGUCUUUUCGAAGACACCAACCUUUGUGCCAUCCACGCCAAACGUGUCACCAUCAUGCCCAAAGAUAUUCAGUUGGCUCGUCGUAUCCGAGGAGAACGUGCUUAAGUUAUCUUGACAUCUAAAACUUACAAACCAAACGGCCCUUUUCAGGGCCAUCAAAUUUUUUAUACUAAGAAAAUUCAACUCGUUUCUCAUUGAUUGUAUUUAAUACAAUUAAAAAUAAUAAUGUCAUAUUUAUCCUAAUUUCCCAACAACCAUACAUACUCUCCUUUCAACUAAACACUGCCUAAUCAUACUCAUGCAUUUCACUGAAGAAUUCUAUAAUUGUUCGACCAUUCAAAAUAAUCGGGAUUCAGUACUGGUAUGCAUACGGUGGA